UUCAGCACCAUGUGGAUUAGCUAGCGGUGUGCUAUCUGUAGUUUGGGCAGCGUUUUUGCGUGCGGCAUGGGGAAAUCCAAAAAAGUUAAAUCUGAACAUUCGAAAGAGCUACGAAAAUACAAUCCUGCAAGGAUGAAGGAGGACAAGCGAGAGAAUCACCUCGCACGGCAAGAACAACACCUGGAACACAUUCCUUUUCGACUGCGUGAGAUCAUGAAGAGUAAAGAGAGGAUUGCGAUGGGGGCCAGCAAGCUGAAGAAGAUGAGGAAAGCCACAGCACCCAAGCCUGUAGAAGGAGCUGCAGAGGCAACAGACAUCCCAGUCCCAUGCUUUCGCAGAGGGCAAAGGGAGUCAGAGAGGGCUUACCUCCACCGGAUGGAGCAAGAAACCCAGCAUGUGCUCUUCCUCACCAAAAACCAAGUGCAGCGCCAGCCAGAGGUGGAGCUGCAGGAACAGGAACAGCCAGCCGGCAGGCGGAAAGCUGAGAAGAAGAAAGAAUUUGACAAAAUAAAGGUACAGAAGAUAGAGAAGAAGAAGAUGGCAAAGAGAGAGAAGAUUGAGGAAAAGGAGAAGUUUACAGACAGGGUGAGCUUUGGUGAGGUGGUUAUGGCACCCCCAUCUUUGACAGCCAAACCCAAGAGGGCACCCACCAAGUCAGGGGGGAUAACAAAGGGACUCCUGCUGAACUCCCUUCUUGGCCAUACCUCACUCUCCACCUCCAAGCCCUCCAUGGCAAGGCAGAAGAUGAUGGAGGAAGAGAGAAUCCGUGUGGUUGAGGCCUACCGCAACCUGAAGAAGACAGGUUACAAGCUGCAACCCACAUCUUGGAAAGUACCUGCAAACUCAAAAGAAUCUACAGAGAGCUGACCUGACAGCCCCCACUGCAUCAACCCUU
Molecule: messenger RNA, 895 nt
Organism: Scleropages formosus (Asian bonytongue)
Lineage: Eukaryota; Metazoa; Chordata; Actinopteri; Osteoglossiformes; Osteoglossidae
Gene: ccdc137
Product: coiled-coil domain containing 137
Exons: 8
Coding region: 67-867 (266 amino acids)
Cellular component (GO): nucleus
Source: RefSeq, a predicted model, not a curated record